Mus musculus (house mouse) is the source of this 1862-nucleotide messenger RNA. It is a transcript of the gene Osm, whose product is annotated as oncostatin M. NCBI's taxonomy places the organism in Eukaryota, Metazoa, Chordata, Mammalia, Rodentia, Muridae. Gene Ontology annotation, biological process: regulation of cell communication; oncostatin-M-mediated signaling pathway; immune response. Gene Ontology annotation, molecular function: oncostatin-M receptor binding; cytokine activity. The record is from RefSeq and is marked validated. Gene Ontology annotation, cellular component: extracellular region. Bases 53 to 844 code for a protein of 263 amino acids. The transcript has 3 exons.
AGCCAAGCUGUGUCACCCCUGAGAGGCACGGGCCAGAGUACCAGGACCCAGUAUGCAGACACGGCUUCUAAGAACACUGCUCAGUUUGACCCUCAGUCUCCUCAUCCUGAGCAUGGCACUGGCCAAUCGUGGCUGCUCCAACUCUUCCUCUCAGCUCCUCAGCCAGCUGCAGAAUCAGGCGAACCUCACGGGGAACACAGAAUCACUCUUGGAGCCCUAUAUCCGCCUCCAAAACCUGAACACACCUGACCUGAGAGCUGCCUGCACCCAGCACUCUGUGGCCUUCCCCAGUGAGGACACACUCCGGCAACUGAGCAAGCCUCACUUCCUGAGCACUGUGUACACCACACUGGACAGAGUCUUGUACCAACUGGAUGCUUUAAGACAGAAAUUUCUGAAGACUCCGGCUUUUCCAAAGCUGGACAGUGCCCGGCACAAUAUCCUCGGCAUAAGGAACAAUGUUUUCUGCAUGGCCCGGCUGCUCAACCACUCCCUGGAGAUACCUGAGCCCACACAGACAGACUCUGGGGCCUCACGGUCCACUACAACACCAGAUGUCUUUAAUACCAAGAUAGGCAGCUGUGGCUUUCUCUGGGGAUACCAUCGCUUCAUGGGCUCAGUGGGGAGGGUCUUCAGGGAAUGGGACGAUGGCUCCACACGCAGCCGGAGACAGAGCCCGCUCCGGGCCCGGCGCAAGGGAACCCGCAGAAUCCGGGUCCGGCACAAGGGAACCCGCAGAAUCCGGGUCCGGCGCAAGGGAACCCGCAGAAUCUGGGUCCGGCGCAAGGGAUCCCGCAAAAUCAGACCUUCCAGGAGCACCCAGAGCCCGACGACCAGGGCCUAGGUUCCCUGGUAGCCUGAGGACACACUGACAGACAGCAUAGUCUGGUGAUACAGGAUGUCGCUCUCAGAGGCUUUCAAAGCUGCUUCUGUCACCAGGGGUCACACAGAAGAGCACUUUAAGGGGUGAAGUUGAGUGUCCCCUACUACCACUCAGGACUUCAAGGAUAGUGAGGUUAUUGUGUCCCCACUCCAAGCCUCCAGUCCUAGUGGGGUGGCUGGGUCGGACCACGUGGGGCCGGAGGUUUUCCAUUGAUUCAGGGGUCUGAUGACACAAGCUGAUUCACCACAGGGCUGGCUGGGCUGAACCCCUCGGGCUGUUGGUCCUUUCCUCUCAUGACUUGAAACUGUUUCCUCCAGACUUCCUCCUUUCCCUGUGGCUGGGUUCCAAAGAGAGGUCUGAUCCGGUGCUCUCUCUCAUGCCUUAUCCCACUCAGGACAGAUACCUGGACCUCUGGGUGACCUCACACUUGGCAGUUGCGACAGGGGCAGGGUGUCCUACCAAGGAACACUGAUCUGGGCGUUCAGGGAAGAGAGCUCAGAGCCUAGCUUGUUCCCUAAUUCUCUGUGUGACUGUGAGCAAGACACUUUAUUUAUCCGAAUGUCAGCGUUCUCUGUGGAAAGCUGUGUUGUGUGUGUGGGUCCUUAGGUAAUAGCCCCCUCUGCCUGUCAGCUGCUGGACUCUGACAUAGGGUGGACAUCAAAGUCUCUGUAAAUGGGAACCUGUGGUGCAAACGGUUGUGGGGUGUGUUUAUGGGAGAUCUCCCAGUGCCUAAAAGCCCUGUUUUGGGUCCUCGCUGCAUGAUGCUCCCUCUGGUGAUGUGUUGUGAAAUUUUUCACAGGCUGAACCAGUCCUCUUGAAAGGUCUCAGAAGCUGGUGAGCAAUUACUUGGAGGGACAUGACUAAUUUAUUGUUUUAUUUUUUAUCAGUUUAAUCCGUUUUAUAUUUAUAAGGCCUAUUUAUAAUGUAUAUUUAAUGUUAAUAUUUUGCUAACAUAUUUAAAACCUGUCUUGUUUCUAAA